Exophiala mesophila is the source of this 288-nucleotide messenger RNA. RefSeq lists its product as uncharacterized. NCBI's taxonomy places the organism in Eukaryota, Fungi, Ascomycota, Eurotiomycetes, Chaetothyriales, Herpotrichiellaceae. The record is from RefSeq and is a predicted model, not a curated record. The coding region runs from base 1 to 288 and encodes 95 amino acids. The transcript has 2 exons.
AUGCCCAUCAACACUUCAUCCUCAGACACAGGGGUCACAGGUGCAGCCAAGUUUGUCACUUCAACACUUGGGAAUACCGUAGGUGGAGUGACGCGAACGGUAGGAGGUGUUGCAGGCGCCGCCGGUCGAGGCAUUGGAGACACCAUCACCGGUGCCACAGGUUCAGCUGGGCGUCCGCUCGGCGACGGCCUCAAUAAUGCGGCAACAGGCCUCGAGAACGGCACCAAGAAUGUCGCACGUGGAGUCGAGGACGCCGGCGAAUGGAGGACUGGUGCUAAACGAAUCUAA